Penicillium maclennaniae is the source of this 1089-nucleotide messenger RNA. RefSeq lists its product as uncharacterized. The coding region runs from base 1 to 1089 and encodes 362 amino acids. The transcript has 6 exons. NCBI's taxonomy places the organism in Eukaryota, Fungi, Ascomycota, Eurotiomycetes, Eurotiales, Aspergillaceae. The record is from RefSeq and is a predicted model, not a curated record.
AUGGCAAUCUACGCCGAUGCUGCUCCGUCGGUGGCGGGCAGCACCAUCAUGUUAACGAUAUUGGCUCUUUUGACCUAUGGCUUGAGGGUAUACUGCAGAUUGACACGCAAAUCAUGGGGAAUGGAGGACUGGAUUAUGACAGCAGCCCUGGUACCAUUCGCUGUGCUCGUGGCAGGGUGUGUUGGAGGAGCGUUCAAUGGCAUCGGCAUUCUCAAUUCGACCUUUGCAGAGGCUGGGAAUGAAAAAUACGAGGCAGAGGGGAAGAAAUUUUUCCUAAUCUUCGAGGUCGGCUAUUGUGCCGCCAUCAUUCCGAUCAAGCUCAGCAUCAGUUGGAUGUUGAUUCGAGUAGCAAGUGGGCGCAAGGAGUAUCUCUACGUACAAUAUGUCGUGAUUGCUACAUUCGUGAUCAUGAACAUCAUCGCUUUGAUCUUCAUUCUGACGAACUGCAUCCCUGUGGAAGCUGCGUGGGAUGCUGAAGCCCUCAAGCACGGGAAUUGCAAACCUAGCUAUGUCCUUGCUGAUGUGUACUACGCGUGCACCGCUGUCAACAUCCUGACCGACUGGGUAACCGCUUUCCUGCCGAUACCUCUACUUUGGAACGUGCAGAUCAACCGCAACACCAAAAUAUCGAUCAUUGGCUUGAUGGGCCUCGGUGUCUUUGCGUCGCUAUCCGCAUGCGUCCGACUCAAAUAUACAGUCGCCCUGACCAGCGAAAACAACUACCUCUAUAGCGUAUCGAACGUUGUCAUCUGGGGAUUCGCCGAGAACGCCAUCGGCAUGUUAGUCGGAAAUAUCGCGACCCUUCGUCCCCUGUUCCGCAUCCUCCGCGACGGCAAGACAUCAGACUAUAAGAAUUCACCUGGAUACAUCAGUUCUCAUCGCACCGGAGGGGCGAUGUAUUCACGAAACUACGAACUGGGCGACCAAAGCAAGAACCCCAACCACACUGCCAUCACCUCGGUCAUAGAUCGAGAGCGACACGGUAGCCUGAGUGAUGGAGAUAGUCAGAAAGAUAUUCUCGAUAACGGCCAACGGCCCGGUGAGGCCGAUAUUGUCGUCAAUCGACAGGUCAUUGUGGCGUACGACUAG